This is a messenger RNA of Plasmopara halstedii, 225 nucleotides long. RefSeq lists its product as uncharacterized. Bases 1 to 225 code for a protein of 74 amino acids. The record is from RefSeq and is a predicted model, not a curated record. NCBI's taxonomy places the organism in Eukaryota, Oomycota, Peronosporomycetes, Peronosporales, Peronosporaceae. The transcript is spliced from 2 exons.
AUGACUGAUGAGGCUUUAUCUUUCAGAUUCGGGCGAGUCAUAAAAGUCCAGCCAGACGGUCCAAUGGGUCAGUCGACGGACACAUUAAAUACACCACUCGAAUGUGGUGAAAUGGGGUCAAUUCUCAUCGCUGUGAAGGCUCCAUAUGAGUGUCAGGAGAUUUCCACACUGCAGCGACGGAUGCUAAUUUAUCCCGCAUUCUUUUCUUACAACAAACGUAUUUAA